UGUAUGGGGACUUUUAUUUUGAAAUCCAUAUUCUACUCCUGCUUUGGGCGCAAGACUUCUGCCAAAGACACGAGAAAGCAUAAGAAAAGCACAUGACCCAAUGCGUUUAUAUUUUGAAUCCGUAACUCGCAAGAGCGUUUAACCAGGUUAUCUAAGUAUCAUGUGGAGUCCUGAUGAAAUAGCCAGCUUGUGUUAUAAUCACUUCAAUAAACUGCCUAAAAGAGGAAAGCCAGCGGCGGGCAGAGAGUGGACUCUACUGGCUGCUGUGAUUCUACUGACUGACAGCUCGGAGCUGAAGACAGUUCGCAAGCAGGUUGUGUCUUUGGGGACCGGCACCAAAUGCAUCAGCCAGUCUGCCAUGAGUACGAAGGGUGACAUUCUGAAUGACAGUCAUGCUGAGGUUAUUGCUCGGAGGGGAUGUGUCAGGUAUCUGACGGAGCAGCUGUUCAGGGCCGUAAGCGGCCAGAGCUCUGAUGUUGUCUGUCCUGGGUCUGAAGAGGGAAAAUGGAUAGUUAAACCGGGAGUUUCCUUCCUUUUCUUCACCAGUCAAACACCCUGUGGUGAUGCCUCCAUAUUUCCUAUGACUGGCAGUCAAGCGCAGCCCUGCGAACCAGUGAAUGCACUCCAGAGCGAAGAAUCAGAGCGACGAGGUCUGAAACGACACGCCGAGUGUGAUUUGGAAGAGACCAGGCAGGGUCCAAGAAUGAAGACAAGUGACAACCACUCAUCUCGCAGAAAAUCAGGGAAUACCAGUGAGCAUGAAGCUAUAACAGAAAACAGAGAAAGUAGUCCAUUAAAUGAAGUCUUGCGCUGUCACCCGGGAGUAGAGAGAGCCCACCCGCCUGACCUCCAUCGCACGGGGGCAAAGUGUGUCCCUGACAGCCCAGCCGACCCGCUCCAGCCCGGGUUACUCUAUCACAGUGUUGGGGUUCUGCGGCUGAAGCCGGGACGUGGGGAGCGCACACUUUCUCUCUCCUGCAGUGAUAAACUGGCCCGAUGGGGCGUUCUGGGCUUCCAGGGCGCCCUGCUGUCUCAUUACCUGCAAGCGCCGCUCUAUUUCAGAGCUGUGGUGGUUGGAAAGUGUCCUUACAGCCAUCAGGCAAUGCAGAGAGCACUGAAAACACGAUGCUCUGAUGUGAGGGAUCUGCCGUCAGGUUUCUCUGCACACGAUCCAGAGAUUCUGCAGUCCACUCUGGGAUUUCCUAACAACCACACACACACCGAGGCCAAACACACACACACACAGGGCAGAAUAUCUCCCUGCGGGGCAGCAAUCAGCUGGUGUGCCAUUUCCCAGCAGCCUCUAGAUGUCACUGCAAAUGGUUAUAAACAGGGAGUGACUAAAAAAGCUCUGGGCACAUGGCAAGCAAGGUCAUUAAUCAGUAAAGUGGAGCUCUUUCAUUCAUUUCUGAAACUGGUGGCAGCAACUGAAGAGCUUCCAGAGUCCCUCCGUGGAAAAGAUUUGAAGACGUACUGGGACUACAAGCAGGCCGCAGGGGCGUAUCAGCAGGCCUGGACACAGCUGCGUCUGCAGGCCUUCCCGCUGUGGCCCCGCAGCCCGCCAGAACUGCUGCUGUUCUCCUAGUGGACUGGACUUUUAUCAUAUCAGUGUCCUGAACGGAUAGCAUGAAUAGAAGCUGUAUCUUGCUCUAAAGGCUCCAGCAGAGUUCACAUAAAUAAAUGUAAAAAAAAAAAAUCGACUGUCUUCUAUUAAAUAAGUGUAAAAUGCUAAGCGCUACUUGAAACAA
Molecule: messenger RNA, 1748 nt
Organism: Sinocyclocheilus rhinocerous
Lineage: Eukaryota; Metazoa; Chordata; Actinopteri; Cypriniformes; Cyprinidae
Gene: adat1
Product: adenosine deaminase tRNA specific 1
Exons: 10
Coding region: 161-1585 (474 amino acids)
Biological process (GO): tRNA processing
Molecular function (GO): RNA binding; tRNA-specific adenosine deaminase activity; adenosine deaminase activity
Source: RefSeq, a predicted model, not a curated record